Molecule: messenger RNA, 1046 nt
Organism: Solea solea (common sole)
Lineage: Eukaryota; Metazoa; Chordata; Actinopteri; Pleuronectiformes; Soleidae
Gene: mrpl22
Product: mitochondrial ribosomal protein L22
Exons: 8
Coding region: 152-784 (210 amino acids)
Biological process (GO): ribosome assembly; translation
Cellular component (GO): mitochondrial large ribosomal subunit; ribosome
Molecular function (GO): structural constituent of ribosome
Source: RefSeq, a predicted model, not a curated record
UGUCUACAUAAAUGUGAGCGUUCACCUUCAUCGUCAGAUCCUCUGCAGCCCAGUAGGUGGCGGAAACGCGCCAACCGUCAUGUGAACUCACCAGAGAAGAAGAAGGGAAACCACGAACGUAAAGCGACAUACUGAGUCGUAAACACGCAACAUGGCGACAGCAGCAAUGACAGUUCGCGGUGUCGCUUUUAUUCGGAACAUGUCUGCGUCGUUUCACUGCAGGUUGCAGGCUCUGAUUGGUCGCUGUCCUCAGCAGCUGUCGUGUCUCCACACCAGUGCCUUGCUGGAGUCAAAGACCUGGGAGAGGAGGAACCUGAAGGUGUUUCCUCCUCAGAAACCAGAUGAAGCUCGAAGACCAGCCGAGAUUCAUCUGAGCCGGAGGCAGAUUAAAUACAGCAAAGACAAGAUGUGGUAUCUGGCAAAGAUGAUUCGAGGGCUGAGCAUCGACCAGGCCGUCGCUCAGCUGGAGUUCAACGACAAGAAAGGAGCAAAGAUCAUGAAGGAGGUUCUUCUUGAAGCUCAGGACAAGGCCGUCAAACAUCACCACGUGGAGUUCAAGUCCAACCUGUACGUAGCAGAGUCGUUCUCCGGUAAAGGUCGGUACCUGAAGCGUCUCCGUUACCAUGGUCGCGGGAUGUGUGGCGUCAUGGACAAAGUUUACUGUCACUACUUUGUGAAGCUGGUGGAAGGUCCGCCCCCGAGGACAGAGGAGAGGACGGGUCUGGACGAGGCGAGAGACUACGUCCAGAAGCUGCGUGACAGAACCAUCAUCCACAGUCUGUAGAUGAGCUGGAUCCGUGACUUUUGGUCGUAGAGAGAUAUUUUUUUACAUUCUCCGGUAUGAAGAAGUGGAAAGGGAACUUGGCUUGUAACCGGAGGGUCGCUGGUUCAAGUCCCCACCAGGUCAAGAAAGGGCUGGGGUACCCCUGAGCAAGGCACCCAUUCCCCAUUGCUCUCUGUGCGCUACUCAUCCUAAUUCUAGGAUGGGUCAAAUGCAGAGAAAUACUUUCCCCAAGGGGAUUAAUAAAGUAUAAUAUUUAAAUGUU